Molecule: messenger RNA, 8143 nt
Organism: Cydia pomonella (codling moth)
Lineage: Eukaryota; Metazoa; Arthropoda; Insecta; Lepidoptera; Tortricidae
Gene: fbl
Product: pantothenate kinase 3
Exons: 11
Coding region: 274-1671 (465 amino acids)
Biological process (GO): coenzyme A biosynthetic process
Cellular component (GO): cytosol; nucleus
Molecular function (GO): ATP binding; pantothenate kinase activity
Source: RefSeq, a predicted model, not a curated record
ACGCGCAACUCCAAUGAAAAACGAUCAGUCGCUCCUCGACUGUCGCGGCGCGCGCACGCAUGACAGACCCGCGCCUCAUAAUACAAAUAACUUACAUAUUUAUUUAUUACAACUUCUUUUUAUGCAAAAUUCUAAAUUAUUCCCUGAAAAAACUAUUGAGGAAUUUAGUUGACGCUUUCGAGCUGGAGGAUGAGUGACUUGUGAUAAUAGUGCUGUUAUUUAUUCAAUCUGUGAUAUUAGUGUUAUUUUUUAUUUAUUGUUAAUUUAUUCAAUAUGAAGCAGCAAACUGGAGUUAUUACUAUUCAUCAAAUGCGCCUGCAUCGCUGUGAGGGCUGCCUCGCGGCGUGCCCGCCGCGCCGGGCGCCGCUUGCGGACUAUCCCCGCAGUAUUUUCAAAACCACGUUGUGCAAGCGACGCCGCUCGCCCUACCCGAUGAGCAACAGCAAAUCGAACUGUACCAAGAUGGCGGACCCCACGCCGCCCACGCCACCUGACAAUAAUGCGCCACCAAUGCCCUGGUUCGGAAUGGACAUCGGCGGCACCCUGACCAAACUCGUCUACUUCGAGCCGCGAGAGACAAACCGUCGAGAACUCGACAAGGAAACAGAGGUCCUCAAGAACAUUAGGCGGUACCUCACGAGGAACUCCGCGUAUGGCAACACUGGGAGAAGGGACGUCCAUUUACAGAUGGACAACGUGACGAUCCGCGGCCGCCGCGGCACCCUCCACUUCAUCCGCUUCCCCACCACGGAGGUGGGGGCGUUCCUGCAGCUCGCCCGGUCUAAAGGCAUGGCCGCGCUCGUCAACACCAUAUACGCCACGGGCGGCGGUGCCUACAAAUUCGAGGAAAACUUCAUCAAGGAAGUGAACAUGCACCUCCAAAAACUGGACGAACUGGACGCGCUAAUCGCCGGACUGCUGUUCGUCGACGCGUGGCAUUCGGCCGAGUGCUACUACUGGGCGCCGCCGGACUCGGAGCUACUUCACCACAAUACUAGUAACACGCCGCCAUACCUCGAAGCAGCCCUGAGUCUUUAUGAGCGACAGCCGUUCGACUUCUCGAACCCGUACCCGUUCCUGCUGGUGAACAUUGGCAGCGGCGUCUCCAUACUGGUUGUGAACGGCCCUAACGACUUCUACCGAGUCAGCGGCACCAGUCUUGGCGGCGGCACAUUCCUCGGCCUCUGUUGCCUGCUAACCGGCUGCAGCAGUUACGAAGAGGCCAUAACGCUGGCGGCCUCCGGUGACAACACUACGGUCGACAAGCUGAUAAGAGACAUAUACGGCGGGGAUUAUGCGAGGUUCGGCCUCUCCGGGGACCUUGUAGCUAGCAGUUUUGGACAAAUGUGCACAGCGGACCGGAGAGCCAAGGUGUCCCGGGAGGACCUGGCCCGGGCUACGCUGGUCACCAUCACCAACAACAUCGGUUCCAUAGCGCGGCUGUGCGCCAGCAACCAGAAUAUAGAGCGGGUGGUGUUCUGUGGAAAUUUCCUACGAGUGAACCCUCUAUCGAUGAAACUUCUCUCAUACGCCAUGUCGUACUGGUCGCGCGGCGCGCUAAAGGCGCUCUUUUUAGAGCAUGAAGGAUACUUCGGUGCCGUGGGCUGCCUGCUGCAGCUGGACGCGCACUACCGCAAGCCGCGCCCGCAGCCCGCGGCGGCCGACCGGUGAUCGCCGCGGGACCCGCACCCGCACGCGAGCCCGGCUACACGCCACUGGCCGAUCCACAACUACGGGCACGAAUGGAAUCAAUCACUGAACGAAAAUAUUUGUGUACGUAUCACAGUGUUGCCAGGUGUACGAUAAUUAUCGUACACGUACGAUAUUUUGGGCUCCCGUACGAUGUACGUUCCAAAGAGCAUUGUCGUUAAAAGUACGAUAAUUUCAGCCCUUGGACGAUGCCACGCAAAAAAUCUAGAUUUUGAAGCAAAAUAUGACAUUUUCAUUCAGAAAUAGACUAUAAUUAAGUGUUCGGCUCCUUGGUUUACGUCAAAAUCGUAAUUUCCUGUAAACCGUUUGGAUCUAUCACAAAAAUACACAAAUAUAAAACAGAUUUUUCUUUGAAUUCUUUCAUUGGACAUAAGUAGGCAAGCCGCUAGCGCCAGGCCGGGAAAACGCUAGGUUGAACAAAAAUAUACAUUGGACAUGUAAGCUUAUUUUGCAAGAAAUUUUAGGAGUGGCGCCUUUUUGAUACGUACGAUAUUUUUUUAAUUGGUACGAUAAUUUUAACACUCAAAUACGAUAAUUCUCUUCCGCUCACCUGGCAACAUUGGUAUUACAUCAACCAGUAAAAUGGCGGCUCUGACUGUACACCGAUAAUGUCACUCAUACAAUGAAAGCUUCCUUCCUUCCAUUCGUGGAUCGACCGGGGUUAUUACCGCGAAAAUCGAAGUUCGUCAAUUGCGGGCAUUUUUCUCAGUCACUCUUAUUAGGUCUCCGUGAGGGUAAAAGAGAAAGAUCCCCGCAAUUUGCGAAUUUUGGUUUUCGCGAUAGGCCCCCUGUUCUGAACGCUACAUGAGCGUGCUUGGACUUUACCCUCAAUCUUAAAACUCUGGACAUUUGUAUUUAUCAGAUACUACAAUGAAAGUUAUGAAUUAGUGAUUUUUCAAACAUACAACCAGAUCAAAUCACAUACUAAAGUACGAUUCCCACCGAACGGGUCGAGUCAUGGGCGUAGGCAAGGGGCGUCUGCCCCCCCUCCCCCCCCCCCCCCCUCCCUCUAGGCCUCCUGUGAUAUCAACUUGCCCCUCCUCCCUAGUUCACUGGCUGGCUGCGCCCUUGGGUGGAGUCGGAUCACAUUUCACAUUAGUACGGUCGGCUCCUCGCGGACGCGGCCGGCUCCGGACGGACUCUAUCGUUUCUGCCAUACAUAAUGUAUAUGCGCAUAUAAAUCCGCGCGGCCCGACUCCAGCCGGUCAGUGGGAGCCGUACAGUCACGUCUGAAAAUAUCGAUACGAACAAAGUGUCAAAAAUAUGUAUACACCACUUUAUUGCACAUGUAUUAAAAUGUAUACAUAUUUUUGGGCACUUUAUAGUACGUGUCUAUAUUUUCAGACGUGGACAUUACGCGGUAAGGCCGCCGUGACCUAGGUAUAUUAUAUCGAUGUAUUAAGAGGAAAACGGGCGACCGGUUCUCCAACAUAGUCCUCAUUAUCCUCCCUAAAUAUUGAAAUUAUGAAAAUAUGUUCAUUAAAUUAGAUGUUUAUUGUCUAUAGCUAUUUCCCAUCGUGAGUAAAAUAUACAAUAUUUUAGGUAAUUUUACCGUAUUUGUUCAAUACUAAAGAAAAUCGUACUCAGACCGGGCGGGGGCAGUUUGUAUGGCAGAUUUUGGUCUUUAUAGCUAAGUUAAUAAGGGUUAUAAUAGACAAUUUUACUUUAUGCUCUAGAGCGUAAUAAGCAAUUUUAAGCCGCUUACACGCGACUUCACGAGCAUGAGAAAUGAAAAGGUUGAAUGACGUUUUUGACACUCAUUUGAUAUUUACUUGCCUUAAAAAUGGUGCAGCUAAAUUGCAUUGUGGAUACCAGGUUUACAUUUCUUGACAUUGAUCAAAAUAUGCAUUGACUUAAAUAAAAUGCGUGGGGUGGUUGGUCAAAUCUGAGCAAAAGAGUUUUUGAGAUUGGAACUAUAUGUGACAUACGUGGAGUUCUUGAAUAGGCUUAGAAGAAGUUAAGUUCUUGAACAGGGUUCACACAGAGCGGGCAUACGCGCGAGGCAAUUUCCUCGCGCACAAAACGGCUAGUGUAGACGUGCCUCGGCCGAGGCGACGCACGCGUUUUUCUCGCCCGCGCGUAUGCUCGCUCUGUGUGGACCCGCCUAAUGAAAAAAUAUUUUGAUAUAUCGGUUUUGACCUCUCGAAUGUAUCUAUUUUAGACUGAAUAACGAGUUGAAAAUGUUGAAAUGUAAAGGUAUUAUUUUAAAAUCAAAUUCAUUUUCUUUGAAUAAAAUAUUUUUCACAUCACCUAGGAAAAGGGAUUUUUCUUCCCUGCUAGGAGAGAUCAAAGUGGCACUUUUCUGUCCAAGGACAGUAUUUUUUUAUAUUUUUGCAUACUAUUUUUUAAGCCCUCUUGCACAUGAGAGGAGGCCUGUGCCCAGCAGUGGGACGUAUAUAGGCUGAAUUAUUAUUAUUUUUUUUUUUUUUAAGCUGAAAUAAUAUUUUAAAACAAUAAUUUCCUCAUAGGUGAUGUGAAAAGCAGGGUGUGCCACAUGGUAGCAAAAUUAUUUCCAACUAGGGCGUUAACACUUGAAUCCCUCACUACGCUCGGAAUUAUAUUAUAGAAUCCAUCCAUCGCCACCGUAAAUAUGUCAUUUUGCUCCCUUGUGACAUAAUCUGCUAAUGAAAGGAUGAAUCAAAAAAAUUGUUUGGAAAUUUCAUUAUGAGUAUUAAUUGUUUGACAUGUUUUCUUUUAAAGAAAUAGUUAUAUUUCAUGAAGGUGUAAGUACAGUCAGUUAUAAGCAUAUAGCCACUGCUACGUUAUUUUGUAGCUGACUAUACCCAUGGUUGGCAUAGUUUGCCCGAAACUUGAAGAGACAAGUAUUUUUUCUUCGAGUAAUAUCGUUGUAAAUAAUGAAUUAACGAUCAUACAAAAAUGAUAGUAGCAAUAACUGUCAUACUAUGUCUUAUGCUAAAAUGCCUGUAAAAUAAUUAAUUUAUAGCAUAAUAUUGUUACAAAAAUACAUAUUAACUAAAUGACUGUACGUCAAGGUAUUAAAAUAUCGGCACGGACAAAGUGCCAAAAAUAUAUAUAAACGACCUUAUUGCCCAUACAAUAAAGUACGAUUAUUAUUCGAUUUUUAAUACCUUGACUGUACAUGUUUUUUUUUUAUAAAAUUGUAAAUCGUUUUAUAAAAUAUUUCAAUUUCAUUGUCAGCAAUAAUAGAGAUAUUAUAGGAAAUAAUAGUUUGCGUCGUCUCUUUCUCUCGCAUUGGCCAGAAAGAGAUAUGCUAUGUACAGUCAAUAGCAGAAGUAACUAAACGGGCCAAUUCUCCAAAAUUAUCUAAACACUUUUUUUUUAUAAGAGAGCGUGUAUAGCAAAUUUUGGACGCUUGGCCCUACCUACAUCUGCAGACUAUAUUUAUACGAAGGGAAAGCCUUUCAGGCAUAAAAUACUUAUCCAUGUGAAAAAUCAUUGUAAAAAGCAUAUAAAAGAAGAACAGAAGCGUCGUUAUACGAAUUUAAUCCUUAUUUUAACGCACGUAAGUCGCUAUUGCAUUGAUCCCGCUGACGGAAAUAUCCGUCACGGGUAAGAUGGUUAUAUACGGGGAUAGUGCUUAUUCGUGUUUUGUAGUAGUCAUUCCUGGAGGCACAAAUACGAUUUCCACUUUUAGAUGUAUUUUUGAUAUUAUUGUGAAUUUAUUUUGCGUGAAACGCGGGAGAGUGGGCGACAAAGUUAUUGAAAUCGAUUUUAAAACUUAUUUUACAGUACAUAUGGGGUUACUUUAUAGCACUAGUGCGAGAAGUAGCAUAUUAUGUUACUGUGUCGAACAUUUAAAGGGCCAUAUGUACUGUAAAACGUUGUACGAUACAUGUGCGAAUAGGUAAUUCGCAACUCGUGUCGAUUUAAAACACUCCCUUCGGUCGUGUUCCCUUUGUCGUCGGCCCUUUUCGCACUUGUAUCGUAAUGUACUAUUAUGCCAAAACUUACUUAGUAACAUGUUAUUUGUGCAACAUGAGAGCAAAAUUUGUUUUUGCUGUGAGUUUAUGUCUCGAGCGAACUACAAGUUUUAUAAUAAUUGAGUCUUGAAUUACAAAUAUUGAGAUUACAACUUUUUACAACAGCAGGGAGAAAAAGCUUUUUUGCGAAAAAGCUUUUUAAUUUGGGACAAAGUAACUUUUCCUCACUGCGCACAUUGAGCAAAAUGCGUUUGUGCUCUUCGGCGGAAGUAUUUUGCCUGAAGUGAAAAAAAAGUGGUUUGACUUAAUAAUAAUAAGGACCUCAUUAAUAUAUAUAAAAAAAAUAUUAAAAUUUUAUUCAAAUAUUAAGCUGUUCGGUAUAAAUUCUUGAGUUAAAAUCUAUUUUGAUUAUUAUUUGCUUUGACACAGCCCACUCUCGACAAUGUUUUUUUCCAAAAGUUAUGUAGUAAAAUAAUGUAGUUUAUAACGGGGGGUAAGAUUUUAUACGUCUUUUUAAUUUAUAUUUUUAUGGGUAAAGACUUGUGUUGUGAUAACGAGCGCAAAGCAGGGUGACAAACUUAACGUUUUAUUUAUUUUAAUAAAUUACCAAAACAGUUUUAUAGCUUUAACGCUUUAUUCCUUUAAAAUUCAUGUGUUAUCUGGUUUUAUACCCUAGAUAGUAAAAUAGCUGUUUAAUUGCCCUAUCUACCAAACAGAAUUUAAAAUGGAAGUGGAUUGUCAAAUAAAACUUUGUAGGUUAUGGCGCCAUUGCUCGAAACGAUGCGCCAUUCUGGCCUAUGCUCUAUUAACAAAUUUAACACAUAUCAGUGAAAGAAUAAGGAUCAAAGUCAAAUGGCGUUCUAAAAGUUUUAAUCAUGUGUCGAAAGAUGACAGUUAAUUUACUGUGUCUACAAAGUUUUCUUUGACAAUCCACCUCUAUUGCAAAUUCUCUUUGCUACUACCUAAUCUGUCUGGUCUUGUACUAAAAUUGGUACCUAAUAUGUCAGUUGCAUUGGUCAGAAUGGGUAGUAGAUUGGGCAAUCGAAAUAUCAUUUUGGUAUCUGGCAAACACUGUGUAACACGAGGAACACGAAAGAUUUUAACCACGCACUUCUCAGGCAAAAAAAGGGAAAAAUGUUAUAUGAGUUAGUAUAUUGGCCAAAAAUAUAUAUUAUUUUAAAUUUUGAAUGUAUUUGUACAUAAAAAGUUAAUGUUAUGGUAAAACUGGCACUAAAAAUGAAUUCUUACGAUUUUUUUGUGAAACUUAGAUUUUGCAAAGGUUACUUAUCACUUUUUGACAUCUAUCAAUAAGGAUAAUCUAUCAAUUAGACUACGCCCCAUAAUGGCAUCAUCGCCAUAAAAAGGCGUUUUGCUCUAAGUUACAAUAAGAUGUUUUUUUUUUAAUUGGUGUUAACUCUGAAACUAAGCGAAAGCCAGAAAAGUUUAUAUGACAUUUUAGUCUAUAAAUGUGAUCAGGAAUACACUGUUAAAAUCUUUCGGUUUCCUCAUGUUCACACCGGGUAUAAAAACAGUUGGUGCCAUACUACAUGUACCACCGGGUCAGCUGUUGAAUAUGGAUUUGAGUACAUGUACGUAUUUCAGUUCUUAGUCUAUAGUUGACGAAAUACACGAUUCAACAUAACGAGAGAUCGGUGGAAAUUAUGUUUCGUCAACCAUACUGUAUCAGUUGUCACUCUAGGUCAGUUACAUACAACUACUUAAAAUUGUGCCAGAAUUAUUACAUUAGAUAGAAGGUAAACGAUUUUGAGGUCUUUUUAUAGGGACCGUGCGCGUUGGAGGGUCUGCCAUCUUGUGGCCUGAAUCGGAACCAUAAACAUGCACAUUUACACGUCACGUGUUUUCUUGUGUAUAGUAGGUUCUGCCAUCUUGUGGGCUACAUCGGAACAAUAAACAUCACAUUUACGCCUCGCGCCAAAAAUCUGACGGCUCCUGUGCUGCCUCCUACAGUUCAUGCACGCUCCCUAUUGAAAAAUACUUCUAAGAAAUAAGUCACGGCAAAUAUGUCACAAUUAUAAAUCAUAUACGAUAAUUUACAUUCUUUUGCUUUAAUAAGUAAUUAAAUUCAAUUCUAUGUAUUUAUUUCAGACUCAGACUGACCAUAAAAAAAUAUAUAAUAAUAAUAAAAUUACAUUAAAAAUGAGAUAUAAUAGUUACUGAUUUUUAAAAAGCGUUUAGCAAUUAAAAGACAAGAUUGUUUACCUUUUUUCUAAUACUAAAAAAAAAAAAAAACAAUUAUAUAAAUGAAAGCUGCAGAUAAUAUAGAUAUUUAGGCAUUUUGUGACUUAAAUGACAUACGAAUUCUAAUUCUAGUACGGUUUUGGUACCAGGAUCACAGACUUCGAUGAAAUGCGGUACUUUCUCAUAGUUCUAAUCGGAACUAUAUGGUAAGGUGCCUAAAAUUUUUUUUCGCCUGCUUCUGGCGCUUAUUGUUGAAAAUGGACGAGGUGUGGGCGGUCGUGUGGAGCGAUUUUAAAUAUUUUGUAUGACUAGAAAUAAAAUAAUCUAUUACA